AAAAGAAAAGAAAAGAAAAAUCUGAUUGAAGCGUUUUGGAAUUUGCAAAUUGAGAAGAAGAAGUAGAAGAAGUAGAAGAAGUAGAAGAAGUAGAAGAAGUAGAUGAAGUAGAAGAAGAAGGUUAAAAAUGACCGUUCGAUGAGCUCUGAUCUACAGUUUCACUCACAAAAACUCCAUUUUUGAUCUCACUUCCAAUCUCCAUCUCUCUCUCCACUGAUUUUAUUCUUGAUUUUCGAGCCUUAUUCUCUUAACUUAAGUUUUUCUCUUCCCCUUUCCGUCGCCAUCUUCCUCUUCAAUCUCCGUUCAAUCCCAUUACUCAGCCGCCAGGGUUUUGGUUUGCGCCCAUUUGAGUUAACGAAGAUGGAUUUUGCUCGAUGUACUGAUGAAUCUAAAGAAUCAGAAAAUUCGUCUACUAAAUGUUGUAGUAAAGUGGAAACUCAGGUGGAGAUUGUUGAACUAAGAGUUCCUAUUGAGCCUUCAACGCCUGAUGCUGAUAGAGAAAGUGGUGAUUUUCCUUCUGAUUCUAAAUCCCCAAUCACUCAGGUUGUGACUAGCAAACCUCUUUUAUUAACUUGUUUAGAUUCUUUAGGUGAAAGAACUGAAGCCCCUUUAGAGAGUUCUGACUCUUUUGAUCCUUUGUGUAGCCCUCGUACUCCUAAGGAUGGUGUUUUUGAUCCCUUUUCCCCUGCCCCUGCUCAUUUGGCUUUAGCUCCUAUCUCUAGAAAAUAUUUUAGUGGCUCUGUGGGCUUUGUUCCUCGCCGUCUUCAAUUUGGUUCUUCUUCUUCUUCAUUGCAAUUAGUGGAAGCUGAAGAAGAACAAUCCAUUUCUGAUAGUGAGCUGUUGGAGGCAGUUUAUGAGAAUCUCUUGGAAGUUAUUGUUUCCCAUCAAGCUGAAUCUUCUCUUGCUCAGCUCUCAAGCUCUCAAAGUGAUUCUCCUGAUUGUAAUACACCUCCUACGUCUUUUAUGAGUGGGGUUGCUCAAACUUGUCCUGCUGCGCCCGUUAAGCCCUCAAGAAAGUUGCGCAAUCUCGACAUGGGUUUGUGUAGAAAGCUUGAGUUCUGAAUGUUGGUGCAUUUCUAAUUAGCUUCAGAUCAUUGCAUAGAAGAAUGUAGGUAAAGUUGACUCUGGAGAAUGAAUUACUUACUUGCUAAUUUGAACAUCUGACGUUUCUGUACUGAUUAUAUGACUAGCAAAAUCUCUGCUGAAGCAGGCUGAUUAUUGUAAAUUUUGGAAGUCUUCUUUUGAUGAACAAGCUUGUUGGGUUGGAUCAAGGAUGUUUGUCUUGUGAUCUCAUCUCCUCAGUUUGGUUAAGAGUAGGAUUGAGAUGAUAUUGACCAAUAAACCAAUCCUCUUUGUUACUCUGAUCAGCAAGUUGUUAAUAUGAUGUCAUUUUUAUUCAUUUAGCUAAUAUUACUUUAUUUCCUAGGCAGAGAUCCACCUGUAGAAAUGCUGAAUGAAGAAUUAUUUGUUACUGGUAUCAUUUGCCAAAAGAACUUGUACUCUUACUUUUUUUCUGUCAGGAUUGUACCAUUUCUAGCUCACCUUCUAUUAUGAAUGUUAAAUUCUCAUUUCACUAAUAACUAAUCUUUUUGUAUCUUCUGGUGAUUUCACAACCAAGGACCUUACAAGUUCCAACGCUCCAGUUUUUCAUAUUAGUUUGAAUCUAGUUAGCUAUUUUACGGAUUAUUUAAGACUGGAAUAUGCUUAUGGCAAUCGAACUAACUUUGAACUAUUGAAGAUACAAGAUAUAUGAAGUGAGUCGGAUUACUAAUUUGUGAUUUUAUUCAUUAAACUUGUUGGAAUGUCUUGAGUAUCUUAUUUAGUGUUUCGAAUGAAUAAGCACAAGGUCUUGUUAUUUACAUUAUUUAGAGUGUUAUAUAAACUCUCAAAUUCCAUUAAUGUCUCUUAAUCUACAAUUUAUUAUUUUUUUCUCUAAUAAUAAAUUGCUAUUCCUUUGCCCUGACAUAACAAACACAAUAUUAGUGAACCAAGUAAAUGUUUUUCCGAUUCCUCGUAACAAAGCACAUGUUGAUUUGAGAUGUCUAAUUGACCCGGGUUCGAAAAUGAGUGAUGAUGGAACUCCCAGGUGAUUGUGGAAUAGAAUACUAGAAUUUAAUGUUCAUGCAGAUCUUUCAGAAAAUGGAUUGAUGUAUGGUCGAAACUGAUGCUUCCAUGAAAUGAGAAAUGUUAGCAAAGAAGUAAGACGAAAGAACUAAGAAAGAAGAAAUUGGUGGCAGUCAGUUCAGAUUCUCUUGGUGGCUUAGGCAUGGGUGUUGCUCUUGCUUUCUUCUUUUUGGCAGGCAGAAAGUGGCAAUUUUCAACAAUGGGUGUAGUACAAGUCUUAAAAGUACAUAGACUUUUGAGAUUUAGGAUUUAUUUGAUGAAAUCCUAACUUACUUUUUAUUAUGUCCUACUUUUUGAUCUAGUUGUUAAUUGGAUAAGCUCAGUUUCACUUCUAAUUUCCAUUAAAUUAAAUACUGACUUCAAAUAAACUAAUUGAGGUUGCCGUAGUGGUCUUUUAGACCAUGUAAAGACGUAAGGUGUGGUGGGAAUGAAUUUUAAUUACAAGUUCUAUGAUCAAAAUGUAA
Messenger RNA from Cucumis sativus (cucumber), 2588 nucleotides. RefSeq lists its product with no specific name. NCBI's taxonomy places the organism in Eukaryota, Viridiplantae, Streptophyta, Magnoliopsida, Cucurbitales, Cucurbitaceae. The record is from RefSeq and is a predicted model, not a curated record. The transcript is spliced from 3 exons. The coding region runs from base 361 to 1062 and encodes 233 amino acids.